Messenger RNA from Acanthosepion pharaonis, 1554 nucleotides. NCBI's taxonomy places the organism in Eukaryota, Metazoa, Mollusca, Cephalopoda, Sepiida, Sepiidae. The record is from the annotation of a GenBank genome assembly.
AUGUGGCACCUGAAACUAACUUCUUAUACAGUUUUAAGCAUUAUUAUCUCGUUAGCCGACGGAAAAUAUUCCUUUCCUUUGAAUUCUACUCGACCAUCGCGCCAACCUCAUAUUAUUUUCAUUGUUGCUGAUGAUUUGGGCUGGAACGAUGUUGGUUGGCACAAUCCAUCCAUGUUGACUCCAAACCUUGACCGUCUGGCCAGGAAUGGUGUUAGGCUCAAUUCCUCAUAUGUCCAGCCAAUUUGUACGCCUUCACGUAGUGCUUUCAUGAGUGGUUAUUUUCCUAUCCACACAGGCCUGCAACAUGGUGUAAUUCAUGGCUCACAACCAAAUUGUCUUCCACUCAAUCUGACUUUGCUUCCACAAAAAUUAAAAAGGCUUGGCUACAGCACCCACAUGGCUGGAAAGUGGCACCUUGGCUUUUGUAAGUGGAAUUGUACACCAACCUUUCGAGGAUUUGAUUCUUUUGUUGGCUUCUAUAAUGGAGCUGAAGGUUAUUUCAAUCAUUCCCAAGGUCAUAGAAAUAAGUGUGGUUAUGAUUUUCGGUUUAAUACUAGUGUUUAUUACUCAGCAAAAGGAACAUAUUCAGCAAACAUGUUUGCUCAGCGUGCUGUGGACAUCCUUUCAAGACACGACCCCAGUCGUCAACCCCUCUUCCUAUAUCUAGCCUUCCAAAAUGUGCACACACCAUUGCAAGUACCAAAACAUUUUGAGAAACGUUAUUCCCACAUUCAACAUAAAAACCGAAGAACAUAUUGUGCAAUGGUGUCUGCUCUUGAUGAAGCUGUUGGUAAUGUUACAAAAGCUCUUGAAAAAUAUGGUUUUAUGAACAAUACUUUGUUGGUUUUCACAACAGAUAAUGGAGGCCCCACACGAAUUGCAUCAAAUAACCUCCCUUUGCGUGGAGCAAAGGACACACUUUGGGAAGGAGGUACAAAAGGUGCUGGAUUUGUCUAUGGACCUGGUGUUUUGAAAAAAACUGGCUAUACACAUACUGGUAUGAUCCAUGCAGUUGAUUGGUAUCCAACAUUUGUCCAUGUUGCAGGAGGCAUAGUUGAUUUCAACAUGGAUGGUAUCAACCAAUGGGCCAGUAUAUCCCGAGGAGCACCUUCUGCUCGUACAGAAUUUGUUUACAACAUUGAUCCUAUCAGAGGAAAUGCAGCUAUCAGGGUGGGAGAUUUCAAGUUAACUGAAGGUCGCCCAGGAAAGUAUAAUGGCUGGUACCCUGUGCCUACAGUGGAUGACGGUGAACCAAUUAUUGAAUAUGAUGAUGAUGAGCUCCUAGAUGAAGACUGGGAGCUAGAUGAAAAUAUAAACAGGAGACGGCAUCAUCAUCACCACCAUCAUCAUCACUACAAAGACAAGUUGUUCAACAUAAAAAAUGAUCCAACUGAGCAUUUUGAUCUUGCUAAAAAGUAUCCUAAUAUUAAGAAUAGACUGAAGGCCCGUCUUCAAGAAUACAAAACCUCAAUGGUGACACCACGCUAUCCAAGCGGAAAUCCUUAUGCUAAUCCAAAGUAUCAUAAUGGUAUUUGGUCCCCGGGUUGGUGUUAA